Molecule: messenger RNA, 2423 nt
Organism: Musa acuminata subsp. malaccensis (wild Malaysian banana)
Lineage: Eukaryota; Viridiplantae; Streptophyta; Magnoliopsida; Zingiberales; Musaceae
Product: probable indole-3-pyruvate monooxygenase YUCCA5
Molecular function (GO): N,N-dimethylaniline monooxygenase activity; flavin adenine dinucleotide binding; NADP binding
Source: RefSeq, a predicted model, not a curated record
GGAGGGGUCAUAUGGCAACUCCAAGAAUGCCAACUACAACAGUUAUCUAUAAGAAGAACAAAGAUCUUAGCACAACAGAAGAACUCAUGGCUCUCAGUGGGAAGGAAGAACUGGUGAGCUAAUUCUGUGAUCAUAAUGAGAGGUCCAGAGGGGGGGAGGGGGGUGAUAGGAAGCAGGUCAAACUCAUCACCCCAAUCACACUCAUCAUUGAAGAAAUAUUGGCAGAAUGAUAGUUAAGCUCUGUUAUCCAUGCUGACAGAAUGACAGUGAUUGAUCCAACAGCUACUGCUUCCUAAUGAUUGCAUCCUCUAGUGAGCAUAAAUUCUCUACUGCAAGCACUGAACAGCCUUCAACACUUACAGCAAUGGGUGACAACCUGGUAGAUUGCUGGCCUAAAUAUGUUGUGAAUCUGUGGGCAGAGUCUGAUCCUUCCAGUGUAAAAACCCAAUCCAUUUCAGGUAUUACUGGAGGCUGCAGAUUUGAUGAGAAGAUGAAAUUUGCAUCUUAAUAUCCAUGAAGGCCUUGCUCAGAAGCUUCAGGUUAUAAAUACUGCAAAGCUUUAUGGAAGGGCCAUGCUCAUCAUUUGACAAGUCCCCAGCACAUGCAGCUCUCAUCAGCCUUGGCCUCUAUUUAAUCUCUUCCCUAUGCUCCCAACCUUCCUCACUUCAGUACAAGUCUUCCUUUGCUUCAUUGUCUUCCUCUCCUAAUUCCCUUUCUCCAUCAGUCCCUCACUGUCACAUCUCCCUCCUCUCUCUCUUCCUAUCUCCAAAAGCCAAACUCCAUUGGCAGCAGAGGCAUCAUGACUUCAGACCAGUAAGCUCGGCAAGUGCUUCAGCCACAAGCUCAAGCUUCUUCCACCUCGCUUCUCGUUCCAACUGCCACUCGGCCAUCUGAAACAACCGUUCAUGGCCGGUCUGACCGAGCAGUACGACUUCCUGUCGCGGCGGUGCGUGUGGGUCAACGGUCCGAUCAUCGUCGGAGCUGGGCCGUCCGGUCUAGCUGUGGCAGCUUGCCUGAGGGAGAAAGACGUGCCUUUUGUGAUCCUUGAGCGCGCCGACUGCAUUGCCUCCCUCUGGCAGAAGCGCACCUACGACCGCCUCAAGCUCCACCUCCCGAAGCAGUUCUGCCAGCUUCCCAUGCUGCCCUUCCCGGAGGACUACCCGGAGUACCCUUCCCGGAAGCAGUUCAUAGACUACUUGGAGUCGUACGCGAAGCACUUCAAGCUCAGCCCCCGGUUCAACCAGUCGGUGCAGUCGGCGAAGUACGACGAGACGAGCGAACUAUGGAGGGUGAGGGCCGCCGGUGCUUGCGCUGAGCCCGGAAACGUGAGCGCCGACGUGGAGUACAUUGGCCGGUGGCUCGUGGUGGCCACCGGCGAGAAUGCGGAGGAGGUGGUCCCCGAGCUGGAGGGGCUGGAGGAGUUCGGCGGCGACGUUAAGCACGUCUGCGACUACAAGUCCGGCGAGGCCUACCGGGGGAAGCGCGUCCUGGUGGUCGGCUGCGGCAACUCCGGCAUGGAGGUCUCGCUCGACCUGUGUGACCAUGACGCCUCCCCGUCCAUGGUAAUCCGCGACUCGGUUCAUGUGCUGCCCAGGGAAGUGCUGGGGAAGUCGACGUUCGAGUUAGCGAUCCUGCUGAUGAAGUGGCUGCCGCUGUGGCUGGCGGACAAGAUUCUCCUGGUGUUGGCAUGGCUGGUGCUUGGCAACGUCGAAAGGUUCGGCCUGAGGAGGCCUUCCGCUGGUCCUCUGGAGCUCAAGAACACGCAGGGGAAGACUCCGGUUCUGGACAUCGGCGCACUCGGCAAAAUAAGGUCAGGUGACAUCAACGUGGUGCCCGGAAUCAAGAGGCUGUCGCCGGGAAAGGUCGAGCUCGUCGACGGCCGGCUUCUCGACGUGGAUUCGAUCAUUUUGGCCACCGGAUACCGCAGCAACGUCCCUCAAUGGCUUCAGGGAUGCGAUUUCUUCUCCAAGGAUGGAGUGCCAAAGUCUCCCUUCCCUAAUGGGUGGAAAGGGAAGUCUGGGCUCUAUGCUGUUGGCUUCACAAGGAGAGGGCUCUCUGGUGCCUCCUCAGAUGCAGUGAGGACAGCCAUGGACAUUGGCAGGUUGUGGGGAGAGGAAACAAACGUAGCGAAGAGGAUCUUUGCUUGCCAUAGGAGAUGAUGAUGCAUCACACAGAGCUAAAAACAACACUCCUUUCAUGGUUCUGCUACUGGCUGUAGAUAGUGUAAAGAAGACCAUAAGAGUGCACCAAACCCUCUGUCAAUGGAGCCCAAGUUUUGAGACUUGGAUGGGAGUGAUGUACAUAGAACAGUUGAUGUUGAUGAGGCUUUCCUUUUUAUUUUCACCUGCACUUUUGGCUGCUUUGUACAACAUUUCAAUGAGGACAGUAUCAUUUUUCAUGCUUCACAUUUCAAGGCAACUUUU